Zea mays is the source of this 3021-nucleotide messenger RNA. RefSeq lists its product as uncharacterized. The transcript is spliced from 12 exons. Gene Ontology annotation, biological process: response to endoplasmic reticulum stress. Gene Ontology annotation, molecular function: protein binding. Lineage: Eukaryota; Viridiplantae; Streptophyta; Magnoliopsida; Poales; Poaceae. Bases 605 to 2680 code for a protein of 691 amino acids. The record is from RefSeq and is a predicted model, not a curated record.
CUGCCGCGCGCUGGCGAGGCCAUCGAACUAGAUUCUAGCAGCAUCUACGAUGAACCCUGCUCCCCGGCACCCAAGCACGUGCAUAUGGCAAAGCAUGAGUUUGGAAAUUAUUUCAAGUUUUAUCAAAGAAUGGACUUUUGAUAAGCAGUUGAGACGAGGAACAACUCUUAUGAGGCGAACAUAACUAUGAACUAGUAACUGGGAGUCCUUGAUUCUUUAAAUUUUCGUUUCCCUUCUCUUGUUGGUAGAUGUUCUGUACAUUACUUCCCUUUUUCUCUGCUCUUUGCUUCUCCUUGGUGGCUUGGUAGUCCUAGCUGUGUUACUGGUUCCAAAUAUAUUUUUGGACAUUUAUUACUCCAUAUUACUCUGAGUUGCUACCUAUGGUGAGUUAUCUUUGUAAGAUUGUCUCCAGCAGUUCACCCCAUAUGGUCACUCAAAACACUGUUCUGCCCUGUAAGCACUGUUUUGCCCCCGUAAGCACUGUUUUGCCCCGUAGACUGCACUGUUUGCAGAGUGGAGUUUGAAUAUGAGGAUGAGGAUGGUUAAGCUGUUGGAGAUAGCCUAACGAGUUUGUUUGUCCAACUUGCCCCUGCAUGUGUGCUGUAUGCAUAUUAUUGUUGCCAUUUUACAUGUUUUUCAUGAUUUUCAAAAAAUGGGUGCUGGAAGGAAGAUUGAAACCUUUUUUACUGCAACACCAAGUGCACAGACACAAAAUCAAACCAAUGAAAGGUAUGGAACAUAUCCUGUUGCUGCCCGUAAUCUUCGGGAAGAUGAGCUAGGAGGAGUGAUUUUUGGCUGCAAACACAACACAAUCGGUGAAUGCCUCUCUAAACAGCUGUUUGGUUUGCCUUCAAGCCAUUUCUCAUAUGUGAAGAAUGUCAAACCUGGCAUGCCUCUAUUUCUGUUCAAUUAUAGCGAUCGAAAAAUGCAUGGAAUUUAUGAGGCUGCAAGUGCUGGCAAGCUUAACAUUGACCAAUUUGCUUGGAGUGAUGGUGGUAGAAUAAAGACACAAUUUCCUGCACAGGUCCUCAUCUCUAUGAAGACUGCCUGCCUUCCAGUUCCAGAAUCUCAAUUCCAAAGUGUGAUCAGUGGCAAUUAUUACAAACCUCGGCACUUCUUCUUUGAGCUAGACCAUGAACAAACAAGAGCUUUGAUAUUUUUGUUUAAGCCUGCCCCUGUUCAUGAUGUUUCAAACAAAUGUCAUCCUUCCAAAUCUAUUCAAUCUCCAAUAGUCGAAGCAUAUGUCAAUCCUGAUGGUGAAUAUGCUAGUGAGAGUAGAACGUCAACGAGCCACCUUGACAAGGAGGCUUCUAACUGGGAUGAUGUUACGACCAAGGAAGGAACUGAAUUUGUCAAUAAUGACCAUCCACAUAUUAAUCCACCACAUGUUGAACAAUAUGGUGAAGUGGCUGUUACGCAGAAACAACAAGAUAUGUUUGUUUUACGACAGCAUGAGGCUGAAUCCUCCAAGGACACUGUGGAUUCUGCUUCAAAUAAAUCAAUGCCUCAAGAAGCACAGUUUGAUGCCACUCUCCCCACAGACCCAUCUAAUUCCACUUCAGUGGGUGAUGUAUGUAUUAAAGACCUGACAUCACUGGGGCAAUCUCGUGGAAAUGCUGAGCUGCUUCACAUUGUCAAAGAGUUAUCCAAGAGGAACCAAGCAAUGGAGAAAAAACUGUCUGAGUCAGAUAAAGAAAUACUGUUUCUGAGGGAAUCAAUGAAGGACACAGGAAGAAGAAUUCAGGAGCUGGAAUAUCAGUAUGAGAAACUACAAUCAAACUAUAACUCUUUAGUCCCACUCCUUGGUAGUCGACAUGAUAAUAUGGAAGGGCCAUCAAUAAUCUUAAUGGGUGGCUACAGGGGCAGUACUUGCCUGUCAUCACUAGAUUCCUUUUGCCCUACGACAGACAGAGUAGUGCCUCUGUGUUCAAUGAGCUCAGCCCGUGCAUAUGCAGCCGCUGUUGCAUUGAAGGACCAUCUCUAUAUUUUUGGUGGUGGGAAUGGCAGUUCAUGGUAUCACACAGUGGAAUGCUACAGGAUGGGCAGUAAUAAAUGGAUAGCAUGCCCCCGUUUGAAACAUGCAAAAGGAAGCCUUGCUGGAACUACAUUGAAUGAUAAAAUAUUUGCUAUUGGUGGUGGAGAUGGGUCUGCAGUUUUCUCAGAAGUUGAAAUGUUUGACCCAGCACUUGGGAGAUGGAUAGACAAUGUGUCAAUGCGGCAAAAGAGAUUUGCUGCUGCUGCUGCCGUAUUAAGUGGCACACUCUAUGUAACUGGUGGUUAUGAUGGCAACACGUACUUACAAUCAGCAGAAAGAUAUGACCCAAGGGAAGGUUUCUGGACUCUGCUACCAAGUAUGAGUGCAAGAAGAGGAUCCCACUCCGUAGCUGUCAUGGGGGAAUCCUUAUUCGCUGUGGGAGGGUACGAUGGAAACAGCAAUAUUUCCACCGUAGAAAUCUUUGAUCCGCGUGCCAAUUCAUGGAGGAUAGGCCGUUCAUGCAGCAUUGCAAGAGGAUACGGAUGCGCGGUGACGAUGGACGGCAAUCUGUACUUCAUUGGUGGGGUCAACGAUGCUGGAGAAACUCUCGGGACUGUGGAGGUCUACAAUGAGAGGCAAGGCUGGUCGAUCUCUGGCUGCAAAUCCGUAGGGAAGAGGGCCUUUGCCUGCGCUAUCACCGUUUGACAUGAUCGCGGAUCUCAUACCCUACCUUUUUUUUUUUUUUUUUUUUUUUGCAACCAGCAGUCACUCAUGGUUCGCAGCCUUUGCCCUCCUGCUGGUCCUACUCCUACCACGUUGGUCCGAGUAUACCUGGGUUGAGAGAAAUUUUGCUGCCUCCCCCCCCCCCUACUUAUACUACUUCCGUCCGUGAACAAAUCAACUUCUAGAGGUGAAUUGAGCCAAACUUUUGCAAACGUUAGAAAUGUUGAACUUAAGGUAACUAUAAAAGUUAAUUUAUUUGGGGGAUGGAGAGAGUAUUAGACAAAGCCACCAAAUGUUCUGGUGGUGCAUUUGGGAAUUGACAA